AUGCCUUCCAAGCAGGUUUUCGCAAGCCAGGACAACGCUGUCUACACCACCUCCACCGGUGCGCCUGUAGCGGAGCCAUACGCUGCCCAGCGCGUCGGCAGCCACGGUGGUCUCCUCCUUCAGGACUUCCACCACAUUGACCUGCUUGCCCACUUCGACCGCGAGCGUAUCCCUGAGCGUGUUGUGCACGCCAAGGGUGCUGGUGCUCACGGCUACUUCGAGGUCACUCACGACAUCAGUGACCUCUCUUGCGCGUCGAUCUUCUCGAAGGUGGGCAACAAGGCGAGGGCGACGGCCGGGUCUGCGGACACCGCCCGUGAUCCUCGAGGCUUCGCAAUCAAGAUCAAGACGGACGAGGGGAACCUUGACUGGGUCUUCAACAACACCCCUGUCUUCUUCAUCCGGGAUCCCGCCAAGUUUCCCCACUUCAUCCACACCCAGAAGCGUGACCCCCAGACCCACCUCAAGGAUGCUGACAUGUUCUGGGACUACUUGUCGCUCAACCCCGAGUCGAUCCACCAGAUCAUGAUCCUCUUCUCCGACCGUGGGCACCCCGACGGCUUCCACAACAUGCACGGCUACUCCGGCCACACAUACAAGUUCGUUAACAAAGACGGCAGCUUCCACUACGUCCAGAUCCACGUCAGGAAGGAUGGAGGUGCCAAGGAGCUGACGGAGCCAGAGGCGGGCCGCAUUGGUGGUGAGAACCCCGACUACGGUAUUCAGUCCCUGUUCGAGGCCAUCGAGGGAGGCGACUUCCCGUCAUGGACUGUAUACGUGCAAACCAUGACUGCGGCACAGGCUGAGAAGUUCCGCUACAACAUUCUUGACUUGACGAAGAUCUGGCCGCACAAGGAGUACCCGCUCCGCUGCGUUUCGCCGUCGCAUUCGGUGCCGGGCAUUGAGGCGUCCGCCGACCCUGUCCUCCAGUCCCGUCUUUUCUCCUACCCCGACACCCACAGACAUCGUCUCGGUGUGAACUACAACCAGCUGCCGGUCAACGCGCCCGUCGCUCCUGUCGCCAACUUCCAGCGUGAUGGUGCGAUGACCUUCAUCAGCCAGGGUGGUCGCCCGAACUACCAGAGCAGCCUUGUGCCGCUCAAGUACAAGCCCAAGCCGUACGAGAGCGUCAAGCACGAGAUCUGGCUCGGCCACGCCAACGCGGACCUGAGCUUCGUGACGGAACUCGACUUCGAGCAGCCCCGCGCUUUGUGGCUCAAGGUGUUCAACGACACCGACCGGGAGCACCUCGUCCACAACGUCGUCGUUCACCUCAAGAACGCGAAGAGCAAGGAGGUCAAGACCCGAACGCUCUCGUACUUCGCCACUGUCGACCAGAGCCUGUCUGACCGCAUUGCGAAGGGCAUCGGCAUGGCUCCGGGUGUCCCGCCGCUCAAGGUUGCGUCUGCGUCUGAGGCUAUCCGCUUUCAGGCUUUCGCCUCUGCAUAG
Molecule: messenger RNA, 1449 nt
Organism: Fomitopsis serialis
Lineage: Eukaryota; Fungi; Basidiomycota; Agaricomycetes; Polyporales; Fomitopsidaceae
Product: catalase
Exons: 12
Coding region: 1-1449 (482 amino acids)
Biological process (GO): response to hydrogen peroxide; hydrogen peroxide catabolic process
Cellular component (GO): cytoplasm; mitochondrion; peroxisome
Molecular function (GO): catalase activity; heme binding
Source: RefSeq, a predicted model, not a curated record